AUGGAUGCCGUAAACAGAAUCCUUAAAUUCAGCGCAGCGUCAGUCCGUGGUCGACAACGAUGCAGGUCACGCGAGAUCACAGGGAACUCAUUCCCCGCGCAGACCAAACUCUACAGUCUGGAGGUCACACAGCACUAUGAUAAAAUCUUGUGGCGAAAAUGGCAUCACCUUCGAAGUCAGCAAGAAAUGGAAGCCAUAAUACGACUUCAACCGCAGCCGGUAAACAAGCAAAUGGUUGUCUACAGCAAGAGCGACUGGUGUCCCGCUUCUCUUCAUCCUGUCCCUCCCGCCGUUGCCCUAGGGCGAAAGGGGGCGCGAGAUCUGCACCUCGAGCUUGAAGGAAGGCCCCUACUGCAGGUAUAUAGGAGGCGGCGGUGCUCCCACAACUGCAGUCGCUUUCGGACAAGUAAAAUCCACAGAAUGAAGUUGCUUCUCAUAUGUGUGCUAGUGUGUGCCCUCGGCGCUUCCCAUGGGCGUGAGGAGGAAGAUGGGCGCCUCGUGGCCCGCUUCUCCACCCGCACCCUCGUCUCCGUCAUCACCACCACCGCCACCGUCCCCCAGCAUUGCAUCCUCGGCGUGGCUACCCCAACAUGCACCAACAGGCGACGCCGUCGUGACCUCGUGCCGAUAACUGCGGAGACUGACGACAGGUCCCUUCUCGAAGGAUCGCAAGAGCUCUCCGAGCGCGUGGAGCGCGAUGUGGAAGACCGCGAUCCCCGUGUGGGCUUCACCCUCUGGAAGACAGUGACCCCACCUUCACCUACACCUCUACCAGCACCGACACCGCCACCACCGUGUCCGCGUCCUUCGUAUGCUCCGUCGCUGACUACGUCGCGCCCUUCCCCGCCUGCUGAGCGGACGCUGUUCUGCUGCCGCGGGCCAUCUGCGUGAAAGAUACGGGUCGUCUCGGCAUCUCGCCCUGCGGAAUGACCAUGCUCUUGUUGUUAUGCUUAUUUAAUGUUUCCUGUUGUCUUAAUAUUAUUAUGUUAUUUACUUUGUAAAAAAUCGGGCCAGCUACAUAUACACACAAUCGAACAAA
Penaeus vannamei (Pacific white shrimp) is the source of this 1039-nucleotide messenger RNA. NCBI's taxonomy places the organism in Eukaryota, Metazoa, Arthropoda, Malacostraca, Decapoda, Penaeidae. The record is from RefSeq and is a predicted model, not a curated record.